Drosophila rhopaloa is the source of this 3207-nucleotide messenger RNA. Its product is annotated as tyrosine-protein phosphatase YVH1. Lineage: Eukaryota; Metazoa; Arthropoda; Insecta; Diptera; Drosophilidae. Gene Ontology annotation, molecular function: protein tyrosine/serine/threonine phosphatase activity. Gene Ontology annotation, cellular component: cytosol. The record is from RefSeq and is a predicted model, not a curated record. Gene Ontology annotation, biological process: protein dephosphorylation.
CCGAUUCGUUUGGCGCAAUCCUUCUUCUGCAAAGCGAAACUCACGCGGCGGCUGCAGCUCGUUUUUUUUUUGUUUUCACUAUCCACACAUUUCACGGCUGCGUUUCUUGCGGUCUGGCUUUCAUUGUUUCGGCCCUCAAACGCUUUUUCACGUUUACCUUUACUCGGCUCCCUUCUACAAAACGCUACUUGGCGAAACGACACGGAAAAAUGGUCAGGACACCGUUGACCAAGCAUUAACUGUCACACAGUUUAGUUUUGUGUUCACACUGAGAGAAAAGCAGUAAAAAGUUAGAGAAGCGAAUCAAAAUUUCGGCAUUUGCAACCGCCGUCAAGAGGGGCUCUGAGGCACCGUGAUAUAACAGGAGUUGCCGCUCGACUUUCUCCGCCUUUCUCUCUCUCUCUUUGCGAGGCGAAGUCGAAGUCGAGGUCCCCAUGUGGCAGUUCCAUUGACCAGGAGGCAAGCAACCGGAGCGCUGAAGUUAACCACUGUGCUUUUGGGCCAAUUCAUUUCACAAUUGAGGAAGUGAGCCGCAACUUUUAAAUGAAGAAACAUGGGGAAUGGCAUGAACAAGGUCUUGCCGGGACUUUAUGUGGGCAACUACCGCGACUCCAAGGAUCAUGCACAGCUGGAGAGGUUCAAGAUCUCGCACAUCAUCGCAAUACAUGACAGUCCGCGGCGCCUGCUGCCCGACAAGCACUACCUGUGCGUGAUGGCCUCGGACACGCCGGACCAGAAUCUCUCCCAGUACUUCUCCGUCUGCAACGACUUCAUCCACGCCGCCCGUCUGCGCGAAGGCAACGUGCUCAUCCACUGCCUGGCGGGGAUGUCCCGUUCGGUGACCGUGGCCGUGGCCUACAUCAUGACGGCCACCCACCUGAACUGGAAGGAGGCCCUCAAGGUGGUUCGUGCCGGUCGCGCCGUGGCCAAUCCCAAUACGGGUUUCCAGAACCAACUGCAGGAGUUCGAGCAGUUUAAGCUGCCCGAGGAGCGUCGCCGGCUAAGGGAACGCUUCCCAUCCUCGGCUCUGGAGCAACUGGAUCGCACAAAGGUGGCCACGGCGCUGGACAACUACCAGGAGCUCCUCCAGAAUCGCGACAUCUGCGAGGGUAACUGCUCCCGCGGCGAGAAAUGUCCUACAGGCGUCUGCAACAUGGACCCCACCAAGGGCUUGUUCCGACGUCGUCCCUCCAACGCCUCCACCCACUCGCGCCUGCGUGCCCAGUCCUCCAAUGCCAACGCCUCGUCCAGUUCUCUCAGUGUGACCAGUGCCGCCGCCCAGUCCUGCCCCACGUCGCCCAAGAGCUCUCCGCUGCCCAUUGCCCGUCGCUCGGUGGGCAACGAGCGCAUCCCCGAGGACGAGAUCGUCCUGGAGCAGCCGCCCACCACGUCUCGGGAGGCAGCCGAAUAUGCCGCAGCCUUCGAGGACGCACGCCGGGAGACAGAGCAGCGCCAGCAGCAGCUGGGCAAGAGUCAGCUCCCCCGGCCGGGCAACUCCUCCAGAGAAACACCCCGGGUAAGCAGCGCCGGCAGUCGGAGGGAGUCCGCCGCCAGGGAGGGGAACGGCUCCGCCCAGCUGCAGCGGAGUGCCAGCACGGUCAGCGGCUUCGGAGUGCGUCCGCGGAGUAGUCCGGCUGGACUGCACGCCUACACGGGCUCGGUUCCUUCCUCCGUCCACGGGUCUCGAGUGGAUUUGCGGGAUGCCGACAAGGGAUCGGCUAUCUACUUAGGCUGCUCGGCGCCCAGGGCCUCCACCCUGUCUAUAUCCUCGUCGAGGGGCUCGUCGGGUGGCUCUGCCCCGCCCUCGCCCUGCCACACGCCCCCCGCCAGUCCACGUCAUGGCGUGAAAAGGUCCACCAGCCUGGUGAAGAAGCCGAGAUGAAGGCCUGAGCCAGUCCUCACACGGCGAGGAGUUUGUUUUUAAAAGGCGAGUUGCAUUGGCAACCAACCACUGCAUCUUAAUCUGUAAUCCUUAAGCAACUGGCACACACUUUGGCAAAAUGCGCGCGUGACCUGCAGACUUGUUUGGAAGAGGACUACGGAUCUCUGGAAUUGGGAUUCAUAGGAUCCUCGAGUAGCUUACUGUUGUUAGACGCUAGAGCUGAGACAUCCUUCGUUUCCGGCUUUGGCUACCAAAAGUUGUUGAUCAAUUUUUAGAAACGGCAUUCGAGGCACUCGCCUUCGAGUGCAGCCUGAAUCAAAAAAAAAUCAAAUGUUGAGAGAUUAUUUUUCAGAGACGCAUUUAAGAAAUACCGACAUAUACAUAUACACACAUAUUUACUGUAUAUUAUAUAGCGUAUUUAUUUAUACGAGCAGAUUUGUUGUCGGUCCACUUGGAAGGACUGAUCCCCACUGAUCCCCAAGGCAAAUGGCCAUUUGUUAGUUUUGUACCGAAAGUUGGCCGGCGAGCGAUUGCGGAGACAGUCGAACAAUAAUAAUUGAGAAUUGUACAAUUGCGUAUUUUUGAUUAUAUCCAUUGUUGUUGCAAAUAUUUUGAUAGCGAAAAAAAAAAAAAAAAAAAAAAAAAAUGGGGACAACCCAAGAGAAUCGUUAUAUACAUUCAUACCUAGUUGAUAUAGUAUUGACAUAUGAGAUUUGAGAUUGUUAUUUAGAAUUGUUGCAUUGUGUAGCAUUGAAUAUAUAAACAAAGUUUAUUAGCUCACCCCACCCUCUUUCUUCCACACACACAAGCUAAAGAAAAAACUAAAAAAACCUCGGACCCCCAAACGAGAUGAAAAGCAAUAUUGAGCGGACUUUUUCACAUUAAACCACAAACAAAAUUUAAUCUAAUCUCAACAAAUCGCAUUAAAGUGUGCUUUAAAGCUUGUGGCUUAUCAUAAUGAAACCAAAAACACAAUUAAAAUUAUAAUCGAAUAAGAAUGUAAAAUUAUUUACAACCUUUCCUAGAAUAUCGAAAACAAUCUAAUGGACAUUUGAGACGUUUUUGCAAGCUGGCUUUGACAAAAUAAAAAUGGUUCAGAGAUACACAAAAAUACAUACAUAUGGCGAUGAACGGCAAAUCAAAUACUGUAUUUAUAAUGCCUAGAGAAAAAUGCACAAAUCGGUUUUAAACUAAAGUUAUAAAGAAAUCGUUAAGUUUGUCAAAUGCAUACAAUUAUUAUACAAUAAUAAAAGCAACUGUCUCCAAGACAUAACAAUUAAAAUGAAAUCUAAUUGCAACAAAUAACAUAAUAAAAAUGCCCUUGG